AUACCUUUAGUAACUUUUUUAGGAUUAACAGAGGAAUAAGAGUGAAUUACACAUGGAUGGAAAAAAUAGUUACUGUGAAAAGUCCGUCGUAACCUCGAUUAAGUUAUCGUAGGGUAAUCUGGUCCUGAGGUUCGUGAGUCUGUGCCUGUUAUGGGUAGGCCCUCAGUUAAAUAGUGAGCUAAGGGUAGUGAAACUAAAGAAAGCUAAGCUCUUAUAUAGUAAAAUGGCAUCCUUUCAAACCAUUCGAUAUUUCCUGCCAGAAACAUUACCACUAGGCCGCCACCUAUGUAGACCUAGGCUAAGUCUUCCAGUGCUUUCUCAUGUUCGUGACAUUACUAAGUCGGCAAAGCACCGAACUGAUGAUGAAAAAACUAUUUCCAACACUACUAUUAUCAUUCAGGAUGGUAUUAAUAUUGAAGAAUUGCCCAGUAUUGUUCAGAUUAUACAUGGAGAGUUCACCAUAUUUAGUAAUGGAAAAAGUCAGGCAGGGAAGAGAUUGGAAGGACUCGGUUUGGAAAUUCCUCAGGUCUCGAAGAAAUUGUUUCAUAAUAUAAACUUUGAGGAGGAACAGGAAAUCAUCUUGGGUUUUAUGAGGUGUAGAAGAGUAACAGAUAUAUUUAACUUGUUAGAAGUGUGCCCUGAAGAAGAUGUAACCCCGAAAGUUGCACUGGCCAUCAUCAAGCAGUUAUUUGAACUAGAAAAUAAUGUAGAGUUUAGGAACCGAGGCCUCAACCAGUAUCCAGAAGAAGCUUCAUUCACAUUUACUCGUGGUGCUGUCAUGAAGAGAUUGAUCGAAGUUAUAUGUUGUGCUGCAGAAUCUAAGUAUAUUGUCAAUGCUCUUCAAGUGAUGGGACGAGAUAAUUUCCAAGGAGAUAAACUGAAGUAUUUGGAAUCGUUAUGUACCCAUUGUAUUGUUUUAAUUACAGAGGGAAAGUUAUCCGUUACACAAGUUUGUGAUGCAGCAAAAGCUUUUUACAACUUGGGACCUAUUGGAUCAAGAUAUGUUGAGAAAGUUUGGGUUGGCAUAACUGAUAAAACUAAUGAUAUUCAUGAAAAGGAAAUUUAUGAAGUAAUGAGUAUUCUGCCUCUGGUAAAACAAAGUCGCAAGCAUCUGUAUAAUGCAGUGGAAAAAAGCAUGUCAAAUUGUUGGUACAAGUGUAAGUGUGAGGAUAUCAUUAAGAUUCUUCACAUAUUAGUCCAACUACGUAUGACAAACAGCAGAAUGUUACCCAUGAUCUCAAAGUGGACAGACUUAAAUAUACAUGCACUUAAAGAGGGUAAUCUUCGCUGGAUUGUUUAUUCUUUAAUGAGUUUGAGUUAUACUGAUAUUAGCAUUCAAAAGGCACUCUCAAGAUUCAUGAAGGCUAGAAAAGGGAAAAAUAAUGACCCAGAUUUAGUGUCUGUCAUCAUGGACUAUUGUGUUAAAAUGCGUAUAAGAUCACCAGAAGUAUUGGAUAGUGCAGGAGAAUUUUUUAUAAAAAAGGCCUCUACUCUGACAGUACCGCACAUAAACAGUAUUGGUCGAGCAUAUGGACUGCUCAAUUAUGAACCACCUAAUGCAUCAUCUUUUUUCCUCACAUUUGAGUCAUAUGUGGAUGAAAAAUUUGUUCAGUUCCCUCCCAAUGUCAUGGUUGACCUGCUUCUAUCCUGUGUUUAUUUAAAAAGAUACCCAUUGAACUUCGUUAAAAAAGUCUUUAAUCCGUAUUUUUUUGACAGGAUUCACACUUUAGAUGCUUCAGACAUGAGGCUUACUCGUACAAAACUCAAAGUUCUUGACCAGGCUCUUACUUUAGAAGCUCCAAAUUAUAGUGGACCCAUGCUACCAAAAGACACAUCUGCAAAUAGUUUCUGGCGAGAUGCAAGGGUUAUGAGAUGUGUCAAUAUGAUUCAGCCUGCUCUCAUUGAAAUUGUUGGAGCUGAAGAACGAAUAGUCCCUUCUGCUAUUUUGCCAAAUUUCCCAGGCACAGAGCUAUAUGUUAUUGACUGUGUGGUAGAUAUGGCAGGAAAAUUAACUUUACCAUCAUUUAAAUGGAGUAAUAAUAAGUAUGCUCUCAUUGUGAACCUUCCUGAGCAUUAUGUAAUUAAUGAAGACGUACUUGUUGGACCUCAAGCUAUGCGUUGCCGGCAUUUAGCAUUGGCAGGAUUUAAAGUAGUUAAUAUAAACUUUGAAAAAGUUUGUCAGUAUCGCAUGUAUCCAGACUCUUUAAAAUCUUACCUUGAAAAAGCCAUGAAAGAAGCCACAAUUUUAUAGAGUAUUCCUCAGAACACUGAUAAACAACGUACAACUGUUAUAUGUAGCAUCCUUAAGUUGACUAAUAGAUAAGUUGUUUUAUGCGUUUUUACGCUAGUCAUUCACUGUUUGGACCAUUGGAAAGUAUAUUCUAUUGUUCAUAAUAAAAUGGUGCUGUCAAGUGAAGUGGACUCCUGUGAUGUGAUUUACAUGUGCUUAGAGAUGUCAAGAAAGCUGGAGUAUUUUAUCAAACAAAA
Messenger RNA from Macrobrachium nipponense, 2487 nucleotides. RefSeq names its product FAST kinase domain-containing protein 3, mitochondrial-like. Gene Ontology annotation, biological process: regulation of mitochondrial mRNA stability. The transcript has a single exon. The record is from RefSeq and is a predicted model, not a curated record. NCBI's taxonomy places the organism in Eukaryota, Metazoa, Arthropoda, Malacostraca, Decapoda, Palaemonidae. Bases 224 to 2251 code for a protein of 675 amino acids.